GUACUCAGCCGGCUUGGGGAAAAACACACCACUCACCCUUCAAAUGCAUCUCCAGAACCGCAGUCCCCUCUCUUACUCCUCCUCUUCAUGAUAUUCACGGACCUGUAGUGCCUAAUUUUUUGCUCAAUUUACGCGAAUUAUUUGCCCCAAAAUUAAGGUCGACCAACCCAAUUUGAAGAAUGCCACGAAUAGUGAAAGUUGCGGUCGUUGGCAGCGGUCUUGCAGGUCUCACCGCUGCAUACAGACUGAGCAAGUCUGCAUAUCGAGGAAAUGUCGAAUUUGAGGUGCAUCUUUUUGAAAAGACGUCAUCAUUAGGAAUGGACUCACAUUCCGUGUCAUUAGACCUACCUGGCUAUGAUGGAGAAUACAGAGUUGACGUUCCCAUGCGUUCGUUCCAAGGAGGUUAUUACCCUCAGCUCAUAGCAUUGUACAAACACCUUGGCGUGCAAUUUCGUACAGCCGACUUCUCAUAUUCGUUCUCCACAUUGUAUUCAUCAGGGCCGCGCCCUCGAGGAGAUAGUAUGGAGACAACCAUGAUUUACAACGGCGCGUCUGGCCGAGACGGCGUCGGUAUCCCAUCCUCAUUAUUCCCAUCCAAGGAACUCAAGGCAGAAGGAAUCCUUAUCGAGUUCUUAGCAACAGCGCGUGGAUAUCUACUCUAUUUCUUCUCCACAGUCAUCCUACUCCUAUUCUACCUCCGCAUCCUUCUUUUCUCUCUCCCACUUCGCGUCAAUAUCCCCCCUACCACUGAACUACCCAUAUUCCGCAUUCGUAUCAGCCUCCCACAAACAUCCGUAGUUCGUCUCCUCGCGAAAACCACAAUCCGACCGGCACCUAACACGACGCUCCACUCAUGGAUGCAGUACACUACUCCCACCUCCCCUCUCGCCCAACUAUUAGGUCUAGAUCGUCAAUGGCGAAUAUUCAUCAUCAAUGUGAUCGUCCCGUUGUUCUCUGCUGUCUGUACAGCGAGUGAAGAACAUAUCUGGAAUAUGCCCGUUGAGGAGAUAUUGGAUUACGUGUGGUUAACGUUCGGGACACAUCAUUAUCUGGUUAUCAAUGGUGUAAGGGACGUCGCGAGGCGGAUGGUGGCUUAUUUACCCCAGGAGAACAUUCAUCUCUCGUCACCUAUCCUUUCGUUGACGCGUUCUGACACGGAGGACGAGUCGGUAGACGUGAGGUGUACGAAUGGAAAAGUCUACACCGGCUUUUCGCACGUCAUCUUCGCAACCCAAGCCAAUCACGCAACGGCUCUUUUGGAGACCUACCUCGACUCUUGCCCAAAUUCCCCGCCUCUUGACUCUCACAGAAAAGCUGUCCAAGAUCAAAUCGACUGUUUAUCUCAAUUCACGUAUUGCAAGACUAUCGUGAUCAAUCAUACAGACAACUCCUUGCUUCCUCCGAACCCAAACGACAGACGUGACUUGAACCUUGUUCGAAUGAUCGUUGAACCUAUCUGCACUCUUGGAACUUCAGAUUCCAUCCCUGCACCCCUAUCGUCCUCACCCACCCCAUUACCGUCAGACAAGACCUCUGACUCGGAAGAGCUUGGUGAUUUAUGUCUACCUCCGACGUACACAAUGGCUACACAUAUCCUACCUCCUCCCCAUACGAAACAACCCCAAUCAAAAUCAAGUUCGUCGAAUCCUAAGCUUCCUAUUCUUCCAACACAAACACGCGUAUACCAAACGACAAACCCCAUUAUACCUCCUCAACCAGAAACGAUAUUGAGUGUAGCCAAGAUGGAAAGAGCGAUUGUUAAUGUGAAGGGUAAAUCCGCUCUUCGAAGCUUAUGGCAAGAAUCUUGGGACUCCUCUCCUUCUAAUCACACAAUAAGUGGUAAAACAUGGAAAUGGGGAUGUGCAGGUCAGGAUGGGGGUUUACUUGGUCCUUUGCAAGGUGCUGGUCGACUAACCUCAGAUGGAGGAGGAAGAUCAGAGAAUGAGAAAAAGGUUCCUGGACUUUGGAUAUGUGGCUCGUAUGCGCAUUGUGGGAUACCUCUGUUGGAGGGAUGCGUUGUGAGUGGACGAAACGUCGUUGAGCAGGGUGUGUGGGUGAGUGAAGGCGUGGGGGUUGUACGUGGUGAGGAGAGGUUAUGGUAGGACUAAUACAUUUGUCAGUGAUUAAGUUGGAUCUGUGCACGGAAUAUGUACAGGGAUAGUUACUUGGUCAUACGUAGAUGUUUCGAUGUGGAGUAAUUGCUUUUGAGGGAACCUGCUUUUCUGAUGGGUCGUGCAUAUCGUUUAAAGUUUCUAUUACAUGAUAUGAAAGAUGGUAUGCGACAACGUUUGGAGUGGAGUACGCGAAUGUAGUCCAAAGUAGACAAGUCCAUCUAGUAUUUCACGAUAGUAUUUCAC
Messenger RNA from Somion occarium, 2357 nucleotides. The record is from the annotation of a GenBank genome assembly. NCBI's taxonomy places the organism in Eukaryota, Fungi, Basidiomycota, Agaricomycetes, Polyporales, Cerrenaceae.